Molecule: messenger RNA, 3409 nt
Organism: Saccostrea cuccullata (small rock oyster)
Lineage: Eukaryota; Metazoa; Mollusca; Bivalvia; Ostreida; Ostreidae
Product: zinc finger protein squeeze-like
Exons: 6
Coding region: 166-1083 (305 amino acids)
Biological process (GO): regulation of transcription by RNA polymerase II
Cellular component (GO): nucleus
Molecular function (GO): DNA-binding transcription factor activity, RNA polymerase II-specific
Source: RefSeq, a predicted model, not a curated record
UAGAGUCACCAUAUUGUGGGAAUAUUUUUUCGGUAAUAUUGUUUACAGAAAAAAUAUAAAUGGCUUCAAAGUCCUGAUCUAUUAGGGGUGUUAAAGUACUGUCCAUAUUCAUCAUAUUUUAGAUCUUGACCAUUGCCAUUUAAAUGCCUGAUCUGAUAAGACAGGAUGUCCUCCCCUGAUGUACUUAGAAGUCAGAUUCACAGACAGACAGACAAUCCUGGGCUCCAGAUACACUCACUCUCGGAGAGCGAUGGAGGCAGGCUUCACAGUCAACAAAUAAACACACAGAAUGAUAACGCCAACAGAAUUCAUAAUCAGGGAGUGAAUGAAGAUGAAGCCUCACCAAACAAGCAAAGACGUCUCUCAACUGACAGAUACGGGCUUCCUAUUUGUAAAGAGUGUGACAAAAUGUUCAAGAACAGCUCCCAGCUUGGACAACAUAUGCUGGUACAUAGCAAUAUUCGGAAACACAAAUGUACCUACUGUGACAAGACCUUCAAGCAGCUAAGCCAUCUUCAGCAGCAUGUUAGGAUGCAUACAGGGGAGAAGCCCUAUGCCUGUAAGCUGGAAGGCUGUGAGAAAGCAUUUGCACAAAUGGCCAAUCUACAGCAUCAUAUGAGAAUGCACAGCAAAGACGGAACAAAGCCACAUGAUCCGAGUGAGAAGCCAUUUAAAUGUGAUGAAUGCUUCCAGGAGUUUCACACACAAAGGGGAGUGAACUGCCAUAAACAAAAGGCUCAUACAGUGUAUGUUUUUGGCUCUACAAAAGCUAAGAAAGGGCAAAAAAAACAGGCCCCAGAAAACCAACAUAAUUUAGUGACAUCCAGCACCCCCCAGCAAGAGUACCCUGAGGACUACACCAACCCUGGAGCCAGAAAAGAUCCCCAUAUCAUGAUGUCCAUGUACAAGGGCAUUAACUCUCCCGCUAGAGAACAAGAGCCUAGACAGGAUUUGCCUCCCCUUUCAUUGAUCAUGAAGACAGAACCACAGCACAAGGUCAUUUCUCACAAUAUCGUCACAUCAGCCAAUGUGGAACUGCCAAACAUCCCAGCUAGUGAUGUGUAUUCAGCUUUUCACCAGUAAAGACUAUUCUUGUACAAUCUUUCAUUUUCCCCCUCCCCUCCCCUUUUAUAUUUUUCACAGUGACAGCACUAUAACUGAUCAUUAUGCAUUGUCAUGGAUCUGAUUUAUGAAGUAUUAACCAUGUUUGAAUAUGCUGUUUCAGACUUGAAAGUUGUAUAUUAUUUUACAAAUAUAUGUUCAAGUAGUGCAUAUUGUCCUGUUUUGUUUUUGUUUGUAAAAUGUAAAAAGAACAAAAGUCAAAACUGAACAACCAAUCAUAUUUUUGAUCAUAGUCAUUUUGAAUUCAUUUUAAAAUGUUGCUUAAAUGUAUGAUUUUGUUUUAUAAAGGUUGUAAAGAGCUUAAAUGUCUACGCAUUUUGCUUGGUGAAUAUUACCAAAUUUUGUUUAUCAGUCUUUGGACAACUAGACCUGGAGUUCAAAGUUUAUAUCCUUCUGAAUUAAAAUUGAGAAACCUAGGUUGAUUUUUAUUUUAAUGAAAUUUUAAAAUGAUAUAACUUUUGGUUGAGUUUGAAGAAAGGUUCACAAUUUUUUUUUUAUGCAUUAAUUUUGCUUUCUAUAAGAUUAUUUUGUACUUAAGUUUGAAUUCUCUAUUAAAGCUCUGAAAGGUACCUAUAAAUAUAUUUUUAAAAUUAAAGUGAAAUAAGACGAGACUUUAUACCAUUUCCCCCCAUUUUGCUCUUUCUUUUUUGGGGGUUAAUUUAUGAUAAAAUGCAAUGAAGAAAAAUCAUUUUAAUUUAAAAAAGAUAAACCUAACUAUAAUGUUCCUUGUUGUCUUUUGAGGUUCAGGUUUGUGUUAAGCCUUGUGAGAGAUUGACCCCCCAAAAAUUCAUAUAAAGAUGCACUUGUAAAGUGAUUAAAUAAAGUACAUUUAAAAAUUGUCUACAUAUAAAUGUAUGCUUUUUAUCACUGCUGUGUACAAGUACCCACGAAUCUUCUGUAGUAAACAUAUUAAUUCAAAUGACAAUUCUUUUUAUAUACACUGAAUAGUAAGUAGUUUUAAUAUUUCAUGUUUGCUGAUGUAUUUUGUGUAGUGUACAUAAAAUAUCUGAGCUUUUUAUGAAACGUAGAGUUAUAUUUCACAGAGAAGCAGAAUUUAUAAACUCUGUGUUUUGUUCAAUUGAUCUGAAGGAACUAGCUUAAAGCUUUGUCAUAAUCUGUUUGAAUUUUUUUUUUCUCAUUUUUUUGUAUGUUAAGGUCCUUGGGGGUGCUGAAAUGUCAGAAUAUUUUAUAAAUAAUAUUAAAGCAUUUCUAGUUUUGUAGAUGUACAUGUAUAUAUAUAUACUGUGUGUUGCUUACCAUUGUGUAACAUUUUUUAGCAGUAAAAUAUUAAAUAAUGUGAGAUAAAGUAUAUACUUAAUUGUAUUAGACUAUUAUUUCAAAUGAUGGAUGUUAGAAAUAAAUAUUUUGAAAUGGAGAAUUCUUAUAAUUACUUUUUGGACUGGAACUCUAUCACUGACGGUGAUACUUGUGAAAAAACUUUUUUGGUUAACACCAAAAAUAUUUUGUUAUGUUCUCUGGAUUUUUCUAUAUUAUUAGGGGAAUGCAGAUUCUUACUUUUUAAGUGUACUUCUUUUAAAAUUCAUGUUUUUUAAAGCAAACAUUCUUUUAUUUGUUUGAUUAUUUUGGUUUAUAUUAUGAAUGUGUUUUAUUGUCCAAAUUUUUAUGCCCCCAGAUCAAAAGAUCCUGGGGGUAUAUUAUUUUUGCCCUGUCUGUCUGUUUAUCUGUUUGUCUCUUUGUCUGUCUGUUGUCAACUUUAACCUAGCCCAUAAAUAUUGAGUGGAUGAGGCUAUGGCUUUCAUUUUUAUCAGGUGUAUUCUUUGUGACAAGACCUUUUUUGGGGGGUACCACCAAAUUUGACCUCUUGAUCUUGACCUUGGCAUUUGACCUACUUUUACAAAAAAAAAGUACCACACUUUAACCUUGGCCAUAACUUUUGAACAGUUUCAUAUGUGUAUUUAUAAUAACAAGACCUAUCAGCUGGUAUAAAUAUUUUUGACCUUGUCCUAAGAGUUUGACCCACUUUUUAAAAACAUUAACCUUGGUCAUAACUUUUGAACAAUUAGAAUUAGGGCUUUCAUAUUUCACAGGUGUAUUUCUUGUAAUAGACCUUCCUUUGGGUACCAACAUUGCUGACCUUUUGACCUUGACCUUUGGAGUUUGACAUGCAUUUGAGGGAAUUCAACCCUCGCCAUAAGCGUCCAUACAGGAGCAUCAGUGUUUUACAAACUCAUCUUGUUUUUAUAGAUUAUUGUUACUGAUACAAUUGGGUGAGAUAUGACCUUCAAUAAAGGUGUUCCACAGAAGUUUAUAAAAGCCAAAUGCAUGA